AUGGUUCGCCAAGCAAAGAAUGCAUACGAGACCGGGAUGCGGAUGAACCAGGACACGGUGCUCUUCUCACUGCUGUCGUCUGAUUUGCCGGCAGAAGAGAAAAUAGAAGAGCGGCUGUCUGGCGAGGCGAACGUGUUUCUUGCCGCUGAAACGGAAACAACGGCGACCGUGCUCAGUCUUUGCACGUACCAUCUCCUGAAGAACCCGGACAUCGUGGCAAAGAUGAAAGCCGAGCUGUGGGCGGUGGUGAAGGACCCGAAAGCGCUGCCUGAAUGUUUCGUUCUCGAACGGCUACCGUAUGUGAGUGCUGUCAUCAAGGAGAGGCUCCGCCUGAUGUACGGACUCUCGUCGAGGUUGCCCAGAAUCGCACCCGACGACGAUGUCCUAUAUCAGGGCACGUGGAAUCCUCCCAGAACGACACAAGAAGUGAGCGUCAGACAAGUGAUCCCCCUAGGUUACGCCAUGCGCAUGUCGGCCUACCUGGUCCACACGCAUAAACGUCUGUAUCCGGAUCCAACAAAGUUCACUCCUGAAAGAUGGCUUCUCAGAGACGGAAGGAAAGGAAGGCAUCUUGAGCGGUAUCUCCUCACUUUUUCGAGGGGCAGCCGACAGUGUCUCGGCAUGCAGUAUGUUCUUGCCGUCUCGUCUUUGAUUACCCUGUUCGGACACCCAGCUGACCACACAGCCUCCGACCGGCUAGCGUACUGCGAGCUGUAUGUUGCUAUCGCGGCGUUGACUCUGAGAGUCGUGGAGAACAUGAAAUUGUACAGCACAACAGACGCGGAUGUUGUAUAUGACUUCGAUCUUGCCCUGGGAAUGACCAAGAGGGGCAGUGAGGGUAUUCGGGUCGAGGUGUGCUGA
Colletotrichum spaethianum is the source of this 861-nucleotide messenger RNA. RefSeq names its product cyrochrome P450 monooxygenase. Gene Ontology annotation, molecular function: iron ion binding; heme binding; monooxygenase activity. Bases 1 to 861 code for a protein of 286 amino acids. The transcript has a single exon. The record is from RefSeq and is a predicted model, not a curated record. Lineage: Eukaryota; Fungi; Ascomycota; Sordariomycetes; Glomerellales; Glomerellaceae.